UCUCAUUUCAAUUCAUCCCAAUUGCCCAAAAACGCUGUCGUUUUCUGGGCAUCUCUCACCCUGUGGAAUUUCUUGCAAAGGGUAGAGAGAGAGAGAGAGAGAGUUGUGAUGUAGAGAGGUUGAUCCCAAAUGCACACGUACAACCGGCUACCAAGCAGUGGCCACUCGACUCCGUCGCCUCCGCCGUCACCGCUACGGUCGCCAAGGCUCCGCCACGGGCGGUCUAAGACUGGCCGGUUCUCUCCGGUUCAGGCGAGUGGUCGAACCGUUGCACAUAGGCUGAGUUGGAUGUUCGUAUCGGUCCUGCUUCGGCGGCAAGGGGUGUUCCUAUUCGCUCCUCUGAUGUACAUCUCCGGCAUGCUUCUCUACAUGGGAACCGCCUCAUUCGACGUCGUUCCGGUCAUCAGGCACCGCCCUGCUCCUGGCUCCGUCUACCGCAGCCCUCAGCUUUAUGCCAAGCUUCGUCCCGACAUGGAUUCCGAUAAUUCUUCUGCCGAUGCGAUAUCAACAAUAUGGAAGAGUCCGUAUAAAGGUGGUCGAUGGAAACCAUGUGUAAACAGAUCUUCAGAAGGCCUACCUGAAUCAAAUGGAUACAUUUAUGUAGAGGCUAAUGGUGGCUUAAAUCAGCAAAGGACAUCAGUGUGCAAUGCUGUUGCUGUGGCUGGCUAUCUCAAUGCUACCCUUGUAAUCCCCAAUUUCCAUUAUCAUAGCAUAUGGAAAGAUCCUAGCAAAUUCAGGGACAUUUAUGAUGAAGAAUAUUUUAUCAGUACCUUGAAAAAUGAUGUACGGGUGGUUGACAAGAUUCCCGAGUUCCUAAUGGAAAGAUUUGGCAGCAACAUGACAAAUGUACACAAUUUCAGGAUCAAGGCAUGGUCAUCCAUUAAGUAUUACAGAGAUGUCGUACUCCCCAAGUUACUUGAAGAAAAGGUUAUAAGGAUUUCACCUUUUGCGAAUAGAUUGUCAUUUGAUGCCCCUCCAGUUGUCCAGCGUCUCAGAUGCUUAGCAAAUUACGAGGCUUUACGAUUUUCAAGUCCUAUAUUGACCAUGGGUGAAUCUUUGGUUGAAAGAAUGAGAAAACGUAGUGCCAUUAAUGGCGGUAAAUAUGUCUCCGUACAUCUUCGUUUUGAAGAGGAUAUGGUUGCUUUCUCUUGUUGUGUUUUCGAUGGUGGAAAACAGGAGACAGAAGACAUGAUUGCAGCAAGAGAAAGAGGUUGGAAAGGGAAAUUUACGAAACCUGGACGAGUUAUCCGUCCUGGAGCGAUCAGGAUCAAUGGGAAGUGUCCCCUCACCCCAUUAGAGGUUGGCCUGAUGCUGAGGGGAAUGGGUUUCACGAAGAACACGUCUAUCUUUUUGGCAUCUGGAAAAAUAUAUAAUUCUGAGAAAACUAUGGGCCCACUGCUUGAAAUGUUUCCUAAUUUGCAUACUAAAGAGACUCUGGCAUCUGAAGAGGAACUUGGUCCAUUUAAGAAUUAUUCUUCCAGGAUGGCUGCCCUAGAUUACACUGUUUGUCUUCAUAGUGAGGUGUUUGUCACAACUCAAGGGGGGAACUUCCCUCAUUUUCUGCUGGGCCACAGAAGAUACUUGUAUGGUGGACACUCUAGGACAAUUAAACCUGAUAAGCGGAAGUUAGCAAUACUUUUUGAUAAUCCCAAUAUAGGAUGGAAAAGUCUCAAGCGUCAACUGCUGAACAUGAGGUCACAUAGUGAUUCCAAAGGAGUUGAGCUCAAGAGACCAAAUGACUCUAUAUAUAGCUUUCCAUGCCCAGAUUGUAUGUGCUGUGCCAAUAGAACUGAUGAUUCAAGAUCUUCAUCAGUAACUUGAUCUACUCACAGAAUUUGAUUGAUGUGUCUGUUACCUAUGAUUUUGUGAGCAUGCCUUGCUGCUGAGCACAUUUCUGGUAUUCGGAUUAUUUCAUUUUUUCCCAUUCCAUCUGGCGAGAGGGCAUACACUCCUUUUUUGGAGGUCAAGGGAUUUUGUUGAAGGUCUCAUUGAUCUGAUUAUAUAUUUGGAUUGAAUUUCAAGGGAGUGGCAUCUCUUUUGCACAUGAUGCCAAUUCAGAACAGAAUGGAAACCAUUCCUUUACAGGAAUCUCUCCCAGAACAUUGACUGAGCUAUGUUUCGUGUAUGAAUUGGCAGCUGCUAUAUCGAACAAGCUGUUUAAAGAGUCAAAGGACAAACUCACGUUCCUUCACACCCUGCAUGUACAUUUACCUGGAGUAUGAUAUUCAUGUGUUAAGGCUGUAUCAACCAAAUGCUCUCUGUACAUUCACAAAAUUCAGGGUCCUGCCAUACUGUUUUCUUUUUCUGUUUUAGGUUAUUUUCCCCCUUUAUUCAUGUUAUCAAUUUUGUAUUUUGUUUGCCCUCAUAUUGAGGGCCCCGUUGUUAGUCACUUAGUUGUGUACAUGUAUCUGAGCACAUUUGUUAUUCUUUUACAUUGGUGCCCCAUUGUUUUA
Molecule: messenger RNA, 2453 nt
Organism: Gastrolobium bilobum
Lineage: Eukaryota; Viridiplantae; Streptophyta; Magnoliopsida; Fabales; Fabaceae
Product: protein ESMERALDA 1-like
Exons: 10
Coding region: 130-1821 (563 amino acids)
Source: RefSeq, a predicted model, not a curated record